AUGGCAAGACGAUUGGAGUUUAAUGAUGUACAAUCUGAUGCGGAGUCAGUUGCCCCGAUCAUUCUGGCUCAAGAAUGUACAACACCACAAAAGUCCUUUAGCAUCCCAUUCUGUGGUUCAUCUUAUACUCCUGAUUGUGAUGACACCAUGAAACCGAAGAUCGGGAUGACUUUCGCAGAUGUUGACUCAACCAAGGAGUUCUACAAAUGCUAUGCUCAUCAUGUGGGAUUUUCAGUUCGUGUUGGGCAGGGGCAGCACAAGGCUAUUGAUGGAGUGGUCAUGUACAAGCGCUUCUUAUGUGCAAAAGAAGGUUUUCGUGAUGAGAAGAAUUUGGAGUCUGGUAGCAAGCGGAAGAAGUAUGAGAAAACAAUCACUAGGUGUGGAUGUGGAGCUAUGCUUGUUAUCAAGCGGACUGAGAAUGAUAAGUACAUGGUGAUAAAAUUUGAGGAAGUCCAUACACAUGCACUUGUGACCCCCUAA
Molecule: messenger RNA, 480 nt
Organism: Panicum virgatum (switchgrass)
Lineage: Eukaryota; Viridiplantae; Streptophyta; Magnoliopsida; Poales; Poaceae
Product: protein FAR1-RELATED SEQUENCE 5-like
Exons: 2
Coding region: 1-480 (159 amino acids)
Source: RefSeq, a predicted model, not a curated record